Messenger RNA from Spirodela intermedia, 2572 nucleotides. Lineage: Eukaryota; Viridiplantae; Streptophyta; Magnoliopsida; Alismatales; Araceae. The record is from the annotation of a GenBank genome assembly.
AUGAGCGGGAACGGCGUCAAGAAGGUGGUGGAUUUGGCGGCGAAGGCGUCCAAGUCGGGGAUCGACUGGGACGGCAUGGCGAAGAUGCUCGUUUCAGAGGAGGCUCGGAGGGAGUUCGCCAACCUCCGCCGUGCUUUCAACGACGUCAACCAGACUCUGCAGACCAAGUACAGCCUGGUACUUAUCUCGAAAACCCUCCGAAAAUCAUGGAUGCUGGGGCUUUGCUGAAUGGGGCGUUCCGAUCUAGGGUUCAUUGUAGAUUGGCCCCCGGGUAUAAGUCAGGCGAUUUUAUUUUUAUUUUUUCCUUGACUUCAAGGGAUGACGCAGUUUCGGGCGUCUCUAGGUCCCGAAUUUCUGACGCGAAGUGGGAGAUUGUCGGGUGAGGGAAAGGGGGCGAUAACGGGAAAUUAUAUUGGAUGAGCAGAGUGUAUUUCGUCGUGAUGGGACUGACGAAGUCGCGUGCUUCAAUGGAGUUCCUAGGGUCUCGCUCUUUGAUGAAUGGAUUGUCCUUGCAUUUUGCUCAUUUACUUUGAUGUGUUUGUAGGAACCGGAGCCUAUUGACUGGGAGUACUAUAGAAAAGGAAUUGGUUCUCGCCUGGUCGAUAUGUACAAGGAGGCAUACGAGAGUAUGUUCUAUGCCUUAAAACACUAGUUCUAACUGUCAAGUUACCCGUAAACACAUCCGAUCAUUUGGAUAUGAAAAUAUAUGAUCUCUCCAUCUUGCUUUAUCAUGUUGCUUCAACUAUCAUGUUCUGGGCAGUUAAGAGUAAUGAAUCAGAAGGAUCAUUCUCCACUCACAUGAAUCUUCCACGAGAUAUAUUAUGACCAGAAGCUUUCCUUGUUAAUGACAUUAAAAUAAUAAUACGUGAUUUUCACACAUUUAACGAGGAAAAGAAAAUACAUUUUAGCUUGGUGUGGUGACUGAUGAGAAUGUUGAACUGGGACUCGGAAGUGGCGGCACCAGUAAUAUUUUUAUAGUGUGAAAGAUGAUUUCCACUCAUUUUUCAACUUAAAUGAAUAUAUGGCGUUACUAUUCGACUGAUCCUCCUGUAAUGUCUUUCAUAGUAAGGAAUGCUAUCGGAUAGACGAGAAAUUGUUGACUUAUUGAUCCCUUGAAUCGUGCUGAUGAUUAGUUCGAUUUGUGGUGUUUGCGACCCUUGAUCACUAACAUCCCACUUGCUGAAAGUUGCGGGAAUUGAAUGUAGCAACGUAAUUUUCAGCUCUUUUGCAUGGUUCCUAAUUAUAUAAUUGAAAAAUGGAAUCCUCCAUCUUGUAGUUUUUUUUUUUUAAAAGAAUUUGGCAUACACAUUGAUACCAAUUGGCAAUUACUAGGGUAAACUCGUCAGUUUUAAUUUUGUGAUCUAUCUGUCCAUGUCAACCCCUACUCUAUGUCCAAGCGAGAUCCCGUUAUCAUUCCGUCACAUGGACAAAGCGACCAAGGAUGAAACCUGGCAUGGCUGAUAACAUGUCAAAGAAUCCAUGAGCAGAGAAGGUCCAUUUCAUUUAUUUUGACCGCAUGUCUAAUUCGUUCCUCCCAACGUGUGACUUUUAUAGCCAUUUUAUUGUAGUGGAAAGGAACCUUGAAGUUGUGGUUCAUCCAUAGAGUAGAAGAUUCUCUUCUCUUGCCAAGAAAAAAAAAAAAAAAUAAAUGUCCAGGGAAAUAAAAUUCAACCGAAUAUUUGGGGUCUUCCCUUGAUUAAAGCCUUUGUAUUCAAACGAUUUCCAUCUUUGGUCCUGAAUACGCUAUCAAGGUUUUCAGAAUUCAUACAGUAAUCAGUGCUCACAUUUCAGAAGCUUCUCUUUUUAUUUAGGUUUUUUUAAUCCCAAUUUUAUUUCAGCUGUUAUCAGAUAUCUGGGUAUUAUUAAAUUUCAGCUUGAGAAUUGUUAAUUUACAUAACUUCAAUGUCAAACAGAUCGUAUUCGCAGCAUUUUGAGGCAUGUUUUUCUUCUCUUUUCACCUGGAUCAGUUUCAGACUGGAACAUAUUAUUUCCAAACAGAAAUCAGCUUUUUAUCAGUUACCCAAUUCUAAUGGCUUUCUGACUCCCCCAAUGCAGGUAUAGAGAUCCCCAAGUUUGUCGACAAGGUGACCCCCGAAUACAAGCCCAAGUUUGAUUCCCUGGUGAGGACGGAACACUACACCUCAUCAGCUGAGGCCAUUUUCGCUCUGAUUUUCCGCCUUAGGCUACUACUAUUUAUAGAAAAAAUUGCCACAGAAAGAAACCAGUUUUCUCUUUGAGAAAACCUUCAGUUAACAGCUUUCCACCCUAUAUGGGCCAUUCCUUUCUCUUCAGCUGGUGGAGCUGAAGGAGGCAGAACAGAAGUCGCUGAAGGAGUCUGAGAGGUUGGAGAAGGAAAUUGCAGAGGUUCAAGAGAUGAAGGUCUGUGGGGAGAACAUGAAAACUAGCCCUUCUCCCCAUCUUCUUGUGACUUGCUCGCUUUUAACAUAGGUUUCUUCUUCCCACAUGACAGAAAAAAAUCAGCACCAUGACAGCGGAUGAGUACUUUGAGAAGCAUCCUGAGCUCAGGAAGAAGUUUGACGAUGAGAUUAGGAAUGACUACUGGGGAUAUUGA